Pseudovirgaria hyperparasitica is the source of this 2345-nucleotide messenger RNA. RefSeq lists its product as uncharacterized. Lineage: Eukaryota; Fungi; Ascomycota; Dothideomycetes; Acrospermales; Acrospermaceae. The transcript is spliced from 2 exons. The record is from RefSeq and is a predicted model, not a curated record. Bases 99 to 2039 code for a protein of 646 amino acids.
UCCCUAUGGACGUCCAUCCUUUGUCCAUACACCCCCAUUCUUCUCAUUGAUACUUCUUUCUCGACCCUCUUUGUCUCGUUCGCGCUUGCUUCCUGACCAUGGGCCAAGGUUCUUCUCGCCCAGAAGAGUCCCAUCGACGCUCAAGGUUACAUCGAGUCUCGACCUCUUUGGCUUCUCUCUACCGUCCUCGCCGCACAGCUCCUCGCGAUACCAUUUCAGCUCCUUCUCAGCCGCGUCCAAACUCUGCUGCUGCUCCCUCACCUUCGCGGAGGUUACGACCUCGUCCACACUCCGUCGCCGACGGCCCCUCCCAUUUCCAUAUACCCCGACUUCAGCUAGGUGACAGCUUAGACCUGGACUUCGACUCUCUUCAGACUCGUGACGAUGUUUUAUUUACGAGGCGACAAAACACUUCAAGCCGCAGACGGGAAGAUAGGCGUUCUUAUUUUGAUCGUAUGACCAGCCUUCGACCUCGACGCCGUCGAUCACCGUUGAGACGCGAAGAAGACCAAGCCGCUUUCCUUUCACGACUUCUAUCCGUAGCAGCAGCGACUACUGCUGCGUCGUUGGUGGGCGAGGAUCACCGAUCGAUCACAAACACGAGACAUCUAGGUGGCCAUAAUGAAGACAGUACAUUCGAUGGCUUCCUCGAGGCCCUCGAAAACGGUCGAAUUGCGUCAGCUCUACGUGGGGAAAACAUCAAUGGUGAUCAUCAAGGCGGUAUGCCUGCCCCACUCAACUUCUUCAGGAUGUUCAGAUUCCCUUCAAACAGCGGCAAUCGCAGGCUGGACAAUCGACCGUCAAGCAAUAGCACCGAUGAACCGAAUGGGGAGGAUGAGGGCAGGAUGGUACCGAUAAUCAUCGUCGGCAUCAGAUCUGUAAAUCCUGGUCCAGGUGCUUCACAUGAUGACAAUAUUCCUCCUUUCCUCGACGCUCUUUCGACUUUCCCUAGUACGCUCAACAAUAGUGGCGGGAAUGCUAUAGAUGGGCUCCUCCACCGACCAGCUCCCACAACCAGAUUCAGUCACAGAAGGCGUGCAUCUGUGGGUGGCUUUCCUACUACGUACGACAAUCAAAGACACCACCCGCGACCUCCACCAUCUACUCCUGCAAGCUCUGCCCUUUCUGCAGUAUCGUCUGGCGAGACAACUCCUACCCGUAGUUCCUCCACUGCCCCGCAUUCCGCUGCGGCGUCUGCUGCCUCAUCACGACGCGAUAGCUUCGUUCGACGAACGGCUGGAGGCCUCGAGCCGACGGCCGAGGAGCCUACACAACAGCGAACACCUAGAACACGGAGGCUAAGCGAAUCAGAUUUCACUAGAUUUGGCUCAGGGGCAUCGCGCCGAAAUGGCGUGGUAGAGCCAGAUCAUAAUCCCGGAGAGGGUUCAAGAAGCUGGAUUAUUUACGUCCUUGGUGGCAGCUAUCCGGAGAAUCAUCCUAUAGUCACAACUCCCAGUCUUUUCACUGAUUCACCUACGUACGAAGACAUGGUUCUGCUUUCGGCCCUGCUUGGCCCAGCAAAGCCUCCCGUGGCAUCGGAAGCUGAUGUAGCAUCUGCACCGGGUUUAUUCGCGAUCAUUGCCGGCGAGGAUGGUACCAUCAUAGCUGUGCCAGAGCCGGUGCCUCAAACGCAAAAUGUCACAGGUGAAACAGCGUCGACAGAGGAUAACAAUGUCUUGUCCGGGAAACUAGAGGACGAAUUAAAAGAAGCCUCUUCGCCAGAAAUCAUAACCAUUGCGCAAGAUCAGCGUUGUCUUGUGUGUCUGAGUGAGUUCGAAGUCGGUGAACAAGCUCGAAAACUAAGUCAAUGCGGUCACUUCUUCCACCGUGAAUGUAUUGAUCACUGGCUUCUUAAUGGUCGCAAUUCCUGUCCCCUCUGUCGGCGGCAAGGAGUGGACGAGAAACCGUCAACAGCCCCGGAAAGCCCAAAUUCAGAUACAAUGACUUUCACGGACGAUGCUGAUGACGAAAGCACUUUAGUCCCAUCAGAUGGGGCCGAGGUCGCCGAUCAAUACUCUCAGACGGCGACCUCUUCGUAACGAAUUUCCUAGUAAACAUAAGUUUGGAGCGCAUACUUCUUGUUUCUUCUUCAUGGUGUUAAGCUGGAGAGAUCUUAACGUAGCGCAACGAUGGGUAAGCGUGGCAGGCUACACGCAAGGACAUAGGACGACACAGUACAGGCGCAUCAGGAUCCGGAAACCGCAACACCUAUAGUCUCGCAUCUUUUAUUGAUCACGUGAAGCAUGAUGGAUGGGUGAGGGCAUAUGGAGAAUACCCUUUUAAUGAGAAAUCAACGCAUCACGUAGCUAUAUCAAUGAUCUCCAUCCGUACCCACUACUGUCGGU